Molecule: messenger RNA, 2412 nt
Organism: Suillus paluster
Lineage: Eukaryota; Fungi; Basidiomycota; Agaricomycetes; Boletales; Suillaceae
Product: P-loop containing nucleoside triphosphate hydrolase protein
Exons: 8
Coding region: 1-2412 (803 amino acids)
Cellular component (GO): membrane; cytoplasm; microtubule
Molecular function (GO): GTP binding; GTPase activity; microtubule binding
Source: RefSeq, a predicted model, not a curated record
AUGUUGACCCCACUACGUCUGACGACGGCUGGUGUUGGGUUGUCUAACCCAACCCUGUCGCUACACCGCAGGCGGAAUGCUCGACCUAAUCAACCGUUUGCGCAUGACAGGGUUGGUCUUUUUCCUCCUCAAAAUGAUUUCGAUUCAUUGAGACAAUAUCUUGUAAAUUCUAGCGUGCAGGCGGACAUGGACCUGCCCAUGAUUGCCGUCAUAGGCUCGCAGAGUGCGGGCAAAUCGUCGCUCAUCGAAUCCAUUUCAGGAAUUACGCUCCCUCGUUCAGCUGGAACAUGCACCAGAUGUCCUACUGAGUGUAAGCUUGCACGCUCUGAAGAAGCUUGGAAGUGUAUCGUGAAACUCCAUAUCACCACCGGCCCAUCGGGGCAACCCUGUGAUGUGACCAACGUGUCUUUUGGACCCCCAAUCACCAAUAAGGCAGAUGUGGAGGAUCGCAUUCGACGUGCGCAGAGGGCAAUCCUCAAUCCCAGCAUUGAUGCCCAGAAAUUCCUCUAUGACUCUGAACUGGACGAGCGGACGGCCGAACAAGCUGAGUUGUCUUUCUCCAAAAACUCGGUCUCUCUGGAGAUAAGCGGGAAGGAUGUCGCGGAUCUUUCAUUUGUGGAUCUACCUGGAUUGAUCGCCAGCGUCGGGAGCUCAGGAAAGGACGGAGACAUUGAACUCGUCAAGGGUUUGGUGGCUUCUUAUAUCAAGAAAGCCAGUUGUGUCAUCCUUCUGACGGUUACUUGUGAAACCGACUUCGAGAAUCAAGGAGCGCAUCAUUUGGCGAAACAAUAUGACCCCGAAGGCAAGCGCACCGUUGGCGUACUCACAAAGCCGGACCGCAUUCCUCCCGGCGAAGAGUACCGCUGGCUAAGGUUCAUUCGAAACGAGCAUGAGCCACUCGUGAACCACUGGUACUGCGUCAAGCAGCCUGGGUCCCUGAUGCUUCAAAACGGCAUUUCCUGGGCCGAAGCCAGGAAGCAAGAAAAUGACUUCUUUACUUUGACACAACCCUGGUCAACCGUGGAGUCGCAGUACCAGAAGUUCAUGUGUACAAGCAACCUAACGGAGCAGCUGAGUACGAUUCUGUCGGAGCUUAUCGCAAAAAGGCUUCCAGAGAUCCACCAGGAAUUGUAUGAUGUCUCGGGUAAAACCCAAGAAGAAAUGAGAAAGCUUCCUAAGGCGCCGUCGAACGAUGCUGUUGCUGAGGUUUGGCACGUCGUCAGCGAAUUUUUGCGCCAGCUGUCUCGGAGGCUUGAGGGGACACCUGAUGCGGACGGCAUAUUGCAGACCAUUCGACCGCAUCAACAGGCGUUCAAACGUGCUAUACGAGCAACAGCUCCACAGUUUGUUCCUCGGGAAAGGGGUCACCACCGCGAAGAACUGCCAGUGCCUGAAUUCCUAGCCAACGAGGAGGAACUGCAGGAGCCCGAGGUAGAGAGCGUCGUUGCUAAGCCGAAUGCAGAGAGUGUUUUCAAUUUUACGUCCAAGGCGGACUCCACUGCGCCCUUUGUUUUUGGAGCCGGAGCAGGUGGUGUUGCUGGUAAGCACACGCCAAACUCACCUACAUCUGUGAACCCACAGUCGUCGAAGAUUUACCUCGAUGAUGUUUUCAAACACGCCCAGAGGGCUCGUACCCGCGAACUUCCCGACAACUACCCUUUCAUUGUACAAAAGAUGUAUAUCGAGGAGUUCACUAAGAAGUGGGCGUUGCCGUCGACGGUUCUUUUCGACAAAGUGUACGAUGUUCUGAAAAAGGACCUGAAUCACCUGGUCCGCGAGCAUUUUGGAAAGAUGGGAAGGGGCGGCACGAACCACACACCUGGAUGUCGCUACGAAGCAGGCAAAGGAAAAGUCGACUGGCUCUUGGAACUUGAAAAGAUGCCGACGACGUUGAACGUGCACUACUACUCCGACUACAAGGAUAAAUUCCUCGCGUACUACAAGGGUUGCCGAGAUGAAGGAGAGCUGAUUAGAAAGCUGCAGAAUUACAAGGCACCUAGUGCGAGCCCACAUAAAGAAGCGUUCCAGAUAGGCGUCAAUAAGGCUCUUGCCGGAUUGAAUGAGGCUGGUAUUUCUGUGCACGCCAGCGAUCUUCUGAAGCUCCUACCUGUCGAUCCGAUGGAGCCUGCCCUUGUGAUUAUGGCGGGGGUAAGGGCAUACUUCCAGGUCGCGUACAAGCGCUUUUCUGAUAUGGUUCCAAUGGCCAUUGACCACGAGGUGGUUCGCGGUCUGGAGAAGGGCAUGGAACACGCGCUGCGUGAUGGGCUGAACUUGACGGGGCCUGAUGCGGAAGCGCGGUGUCGGUUGAUGGUGCAAGAGCAUAGCACAGUGGUUUCGAAACGUACGGAACUGCAGAAGAAACUGGACAGACUUCAAGCGGCUAGUCUAGAAUUACGCAAGCUCUUUGUAUAG